AAGCACAAUAUCCGCCUGUACUAACCGAGCAUGAGUCGAUACUGGUGAACUCAUUCGACAAUGCGUCAAUUGAGACAUGGAGCUAUUACUACACGCAUGGCGAGCAUCUGGCUGGGAAGAAUCAGACUAUGGCGCAGUGGACUGCGGAUCGAUGGACCGAGAACGGCAUCCAAGCUCAUCUGGCUGAAUAUGUGGUUUAUCUGAACUAUCCCGUCUCAAAGGCCCUGACUCUGACUCUCCCUAAUGGUACUGUGUUUACGCCGGACUUGGAAGAGGCUGUCUUGGCGCAGGACGAGACUACGUCGUAUCCAAAUCGUAUUCCUACGUUCCAUGGUUACUCUGCAAGUGGUAAUGCGUCUGCCGAAUACGUCUAUGUUGGACGGGGUCAGCAGGUUGAUUUUGAACGCCUCCUAGCCCUCGGCAUUUCACUGGAAGGAAAGAUUGCUUUAGCGAAAUACGGAGGCCCGUUCAGAGGCCUGAAAGUUAAAAACUCCCAAGAGUAUGGCAUGAUUGGGACGAUCAUCUUCUCUGACCCAGGCGAUGACGGCAAUAUUACCGAAGCAAAUGGUUAUGCUCCUUAUCCUGACGGACCUGCGAGGAACCCGACUCAAGUGCAGAAAGGCAGCGUCGAGUUUCUUUCCAUAUACCCAGGUGACCCGACAACUCCAGGAUAUCCAUCAAAACACGACUCCCCACGCGCCGAUGCCUCUGACGUGCUCCCGCACAUCCCAUCGCUCCCCAUUUCUUAUGGAAACGCAAUCCCAUUCCUCGCCGCCCUCGACGGCCACGGUGUCUCUGGCGAAGAAGUGAAUCGUACAAAGUGGAUCGGCGCUCUGAACGUCACAUACAGUACUGGCCCUGCGCCCGGUGCUGUCAUUGACAUGCACAACCUAAUGGAGGACGCCAUCACGCCUAUAUGGGAUGUCAUUGACUUCAUCAACGGCACAGAUCCUGAGGAGACGAUUCUGAUUGGCAACCACCGCGACGCGUGGCUCGUGGGUGGUGCCGCGGAUCCCAACUCUGGGUCUGCGGUGCUGGUCGAGAUGUCCAAGGCUUUCGGAAAGCUUCUGCAAACAGGCUGGAAACCGAGACGAAACAUCGUGUUCGCGUCAUGGGACGCCGAGGAAUACGGCAUUGUUGGUUCAACCGAAUGGGUCGAAGAGUUUGUCAACCCCUGGCUCACCAACACGGCGGUUACAUAUCUCAACAUCGACAUCGCGUGCUCCGGCCCACGCUUUGACGUCUCCGCCUCACCCGAACUGCACACUCUCGUACAAGACACCAUGAAGAAAGUCCUCUGGCCGCUCCCGGGCGGCGCACCAUCAAACCAAACCCUCUACGACAUCUGGACCGCCGAAAGCGGCGAGAUUGGCGUCCUCGGCAGCGGCUCCGACUACACGUCCUUUGUGCACCGCGGCAUCGGCGCUGUAGACAUGGGCGCUGGAGGCGGCGGCAACGACCCCGUCUACCCAUAUCACUCCAACUACGACACAUACCACUGGAUGACCACCUACGGCGACCCAGGCUACCACGUCCACGCCGCCGUCGGCCAAUACGCCUCGCUCCUCCUCUACCACCUCUCCACCGACGCCCUAAUCCCCUUCGACAUCACCGCCUGGGGCACCGAACUCGACACCUACCUCUCCGCCCUCACCAGUACACUCGAAUCCACCGGCGCAGCAAACUCCCUCGACACCCUCCCUCUCUCCUCCGCAAUCACAUACUUCCAAUCCCAUAUCACAGACAUCACGUCUGCAUACACAAACGCCCUCGUAUCCGACGACGCAGCUCUCAUCUCCAUCGUGAAUGCCAAACUCAGAGACUUCCAGCGCGGAUUCAUAAGCCAGGGCGGCUUGCCGGGCAGGGAGUUUUAUCAGCAUGCGAUCUAUGCGCCGGGGCUGGAUACUGGGUAUGCGCCGGUCACGUUUCCUGGCAUUACCGAGGCGGUGGACAAGCGCGAUUUCGGGCUUGCGGCGGAGUGGGUCGAGAAGACGGCGCGGGCGAUUCGGGUGGCGGCGGAUAUCUUGAAGACGUGAGGGAAGAAAGGGUUGAUCUGCGGGGGGCUGGUGUUGAGGUGUUGCAGUGAACGGGGGGUGAUGUGGUGGAUGGAGUUGAGAGGUGCGUAGGGGCUCGAUUUUACGCACGAGGCUGACUGAACAUGGCAGUUGACGAUGUUACAAAAGAAUGCACUUUGUCUGAAGAAAAACUGUACACACAUAUCCACAAGCAGCACGAAGCCAGUACACUAAUAAAUA
This is a messenger RNA of Pseudovirgaria hyperparasitica, 2255 nucleotides long. RefSeq names its product Zn-dependent exopeptidase. Gene Ontology annotation, molecular function: carboxypeptidase activity. The coding region runs from base 129 to 2036 and encodes 635 amino acids. The transcript has 7 exons. The record is from RefSeq and is a predicted model, not a curated record. NCBI's taxonomy places the organism in Eukaryota, Fungi, Ascomycota, Dothideomycetes, Acrospermales, Acrospermaceae.